GAAUGGGGAUUCACCAUUACAACCACAAGCCCGGGGUACCCAAAAUCUAAUGGCUUUGCAGAGAGGAACGUACAAACCAUUAAGAACCUGCUCAGAAAGACACUUCAUGAUGGAGGAGACCCGUACCUGGCGCUCCUCAACCAAAGAAGCACCCCUAUACCGCAGCUGCAAGCGUCCCCAGCUGAGCUCCUCAUGGGCCGCACCUUGAAGACGAAGUUGCCGGCAGGCCCAGGAGUGCUUCAGCCACAAAUGCCUCGUGACGUAUCGGAAGAGCUGAAACAACGACAACGGCAACAGAAGUACUAUCAUGACCAAGGAGCUCGACCAAGCAGAGAGCUAUGCCCAGGCGAAGUUGUCCGAGUGCAAAAGGGAAAAGAAUGGGAACCCGCAGAAGUGAUAAAGCAACACGACACUCCGCGGUCGUACGUGAUAAAACACCAAGGCAAAGUUCUGCGCAGAAAUAGACGAUAUCUAAACCCCUCACCGCAACCACUCUCGGAACUUAGCGAGGGAUUGGACUAUGACUCAGACAACGUUGACAAAGACGAUACCAGCCUAGGAGAUCCAUCAGACAGCACAGAACAGGGACAGCAACUCCCAAGCUCGCCAAAGAAGAUGACCAGAUCAGGACGGGAGAUCAAAAAACCGGCACGACUGAAGGACUUUGUUAUUUAUUAAUUAAAAGAGGAGAGAUGUGACAGUAGUGACUUUAUUAGUUUAAGACUUUGAGCAUGCGUAGUAGAAUCUAUGCUCAACCGAGGAACAGCGAGUAACUUAGCUGUGUUGAGUUGCGUUAGUAGACUCCAUAAUACAACUGAAAGCAUUACAGUAGCUU
Messenger RNA from Corticium candelabrum, 835 nucleotides. RefSeq lists its product as uncharacterized. The transcript has a single exon. NCBI's taxonomy places the organism in Eukaryota, Metazoa, Porifera, Homoscleromorpha, Homosclerophorida, Plakinidae. The record is from RefSeq and is a predicted model, not a curated record. Bases 193 to 678 code for a protein of 161 amino acids.